This is a messenger RNA of Cornus florida, 548 nucleotides long. RefSeq names its product actin-depolymerizing factor 10. Bases 81 to 500 code for a protein of 139 amino acids. The record is from RefSeq and is a predicted model, not a curated record. Gene Ontology annotation, cellular component: actin cytoskeleton; cytoplasm. NCBI's taxonomy places the organism in Eukaryota, Viridiplantae, Streptophyta, Magnoliopsida, Cornales, Cornaceae. Gene Ontology annotation, biological process: actin filament depolymerization. Gene Ontology annotation, molecular function: actin filament binding. The transcript has 3 exons.
UCUCUCUCUCUCUGCGCUCGACCUCUUCCCCUUUGCCUUUCCUCAUUGUCCAAGGUUCAUCUCUCAUUGGCGAUCAGAAAAUGGCAAAUUCGGCGUCAGGAAUGGCCGUGGAUGAUGAAUGCAAGCUGAAGUUCUUGGAACUAAAAGCUAAGAGGAACCACAGAUUCAUUGUGUUCAAGAUUGAUGAGAAGAACCAACAAGCCACAGUAGAGAAGCUUGGUGGUCCUGAGGAAACCUAUGAAGAUUUCACUAAUAGCUUGCCUGAAAACGAGUGCAGAUAUGCAGUCUAUGAUUUCGAUUUCAUAACUGAUGAAAACUGCCAAAAAAGCAAGAUCUUUUUCAUUGCAUGGUCACCGGAUACGUCAAGAGUGAGAAACAAGAUGCUCUACGCGACCUCCAAAGACAGAUUCAAGAGAGAACUGGACGGCAUUCAAGUUGAGUUGCAAGCAACUGAUCCUAGUGAGAUGAGCAUGGACGUGAUUAGAGGGCGAGCUUUAUAAGUUCCUUCAACUAUUGUUGUACGUUGUCUCUUGGAAAUUAAAUUUCUU